Molecule: messenger RNA, 2413 nt
Organism: Sitophilus oryzae (rice weevil)
Lineage: Eukaryota; Metazoa; Arthropoda; Insecta; Coleoptera; Curculionidae
Product: glutamate--cysteine ligase catalytic subunit
Exons: 7
Coding region: 272-2182 (636 amino acids)
Biological process (GO): glutathione biosynthetic process
Cellular component (GO): glutamate-cysteine ligase complex
Molecular function (GO): glutamate-cysteine ligase activity
Source: RefSeq, a predicted model, not a curated record
UAAAACAAACGUCAGAUUUUUCCGCGAGUGUCAUUACAAAAUACAAUACAAACUUUUAAAAUUUUACCUUGUUCUGUAUCUUAACUAUUCCGCUAUGCAGAGGGAUAACUGACUAUGCAUAAAAUUUGUGCAAUAUCAUAGUUUAUUGCGCAAUACGAUAUGUGUUGAUACAGAGAUCGGUACAUAUAAUUCUCGAAUUCCGUAAGUACUCUUGUUUUUACUUAUCAGUUAUCUCGAAAGUCGCACGUUUUGCAAGUGUCCAGACCGAAAAAUGGGGCUUUUAACCGAAGGAACCCCGCUGUCCUGGGAAGAGACGAAGAAACUAGCCUCGCACGUACGCGAACACGGAAUCAAACAGUUCAUCAACAUCUAUAAAAAAUUAAAAGAACGAAAGGGAGAUGUCUUAAAAUGGGGUGACGAAAUCGAGUACAUCAUCGUCAAGUUCGAACACGAGAAACAGGAAGCCAAGGUGAGUCUUCGGGCAGUGGAAAUGCUAGAAGUUUUAAACGAAGCCGAAAUUCAAAACCCCAACACGGUUAAAUUCUUAUGGAGGCCUGAAUUCGCCGCAUAUAUGAUAGAAGGAACCCCGGGAAAGCCCUACGGGGGCACGUUGGCGCAUUUUAACGUCGUGGAGAGUAACAUGAGAAACAGACGUGAGGAAGCUAGUGAAUUGUUGAAGGAAAACGAGUGUCUGAUGACUCUGACGAGUUUUCCUAGGUUAGGGUGCCCCAAUUUCACCGUUCCUCCAUCACAACCAACUCCAAACGAGGGGGGAACAAAGUCCUUGUUUUUCCCGGAUGCUGCAGUGUUUCCUGGACAUCCUCGGUUCAUGAAUUUAGUGAGAAAUAUAAGGAAACGAAGAGGUGAACACGUAGCUAUAAAUUUACCAGUUUUCAGGGAUAAAAACACGAAGAUUCCCGUCGACGAUUCGCACCGGAUCCGGAAGGCGGCGUUGCCAGAUUGUGUGUAUUUGGACGCGAUGGGAUUCGGAAUGGGGUGUUGUUGUUUACAGUUGACUUUUCAGGCUUGUAACAUCGACGAAGCUAGGAUUCUGUACGACCAGUUGACACCACUGUGCCCCAUUAUGCUAGCAUUUUCCGCGGCCUCUCCCAUACACAGAGGAUUUUUGACAGACAUAGACUGUCGCUGGAACAUAAUUUCCGGUUCCGUAGAUUGUCGAACCGAAGAAGAACGCGGUUUAAAACCCUUGAAAGAGAAUAAGUUUGUUAUCAAGAAAUCUAGAUACGAUUCCAUAGAUUCAUAUUUAUCACCGCAAGGUGAAAAAUACAACGACAUUCCUAUUUUGUACAACGAGGAGGAUUACAGGAAACUGAGAGAUAACGGCAUAGAUCACCUGUUGGCACAGCAUAUCGCGCAUUUAUUUAUUAGAGACACUGUGUCGCUGUUUUCUGAGAAGAUCAAUCAGAACGAUGAGGAGGAUACGGAUCAUUUUGAGAAUAUACAGUCGACCAAUUGGCAGACGAUGCGAUUCAAACCUCCACCUCCUCACUCAACUAUUGGCUGGAGGGUGGAAUUCAGACCAUGUGAAGUACAAGUGACGGAUUUCGAAAACGCCGCUAUAGUUUGUUUCGUCGUAUUGUUAACCAGAGUUAUACUGUCCUAUCAGUUGAAUUUCCUCAUUCCAAUCAGUAAGGUAGACGAAAAUAUACAGAACGCUCAGAAAAGAAACGCACUGAAAGAUCAGAAAUUCUGGUUCAGAAAGGAUAUAACGACUGAUGUCAGCCCGCCCGAGGCUAACCAGUGUUGUAAAGGCACAAAAUGCGAAACCACUGAGUGCGAUUUGAUUGGUCUGAUGACGGUGAACGAAAUCAUCAACGGCAAGCAAGGAGAAUUUCCAGGGCUGAUACCGCUGAUCAAUAGUUAUUUGAACGGAAUGGAUGUGGACGCUGACACUCACUGUACUAUUCAGCAGUAUCUUAAGUUCAUUCAGAAGAGAGCCAGUGGUGAAAUUCAUACUACGGCGUCGUUUAUUAGGGAUUUCGUCACGAAUCAUCCGAAUUAUAAGCAAGAUUCUGUGGUAUCCGAUGAAAUCAACUACGACCUGUUGACCACUUUGAAAGAUAUUGAGCACGGCGAGAAAUCUUGCCCCGAGCUGCUGGGUUACAGCGCCACCUCGAAAACUAGAGAAAACAUACCGCAUGCCUUAAAGAACGAUUUUUAAAUCAAUUUUAUGCCACAAAAACCUACACACAUACAUUCACACACACACACUGUUGAGUAUUGUAUUUUUAUCGAUUUUUACUUGUUAAUUUUUUUUGUAUUAAGUGCAAUGCAUUUUUUAGAGUUAGAUCAAAUAUAUACGUAUAUUAAAAAAAAUCCAAUUUUUUUGUUAGAAGAUAUUAUAUUUUAUAGUCAGGUAUUUAAAAAAAAAACAGAUUAAAAACUUGUUUCA